Macrobrachium nipponense is the source of this 5109-nucleotide messenger RNA. It is a transcript of the gene Nlg3, whose product is annotated as neuroligin-2-like. The coding region runs from base 33 to 2189 and encodes 718 amino acids. The transcript is spliced from 9 exons. Gene Ontology annotation, cellular component: cell surface; synapse; plasma membrane. The record is from RefSeq and is a predicted model, not a curated record. NCBI's taxonomy places the organism in Eukaryota, Metazoa, Arthropoda, Malacostraca, Decapoda, Palaemonidae. Gene Ontology annotation, molecular function: neurexin family protein binding; signaling receptor activity. Gene Ontology annotation, biological process: postsynaptic membrane assembly; synaptic vesicle endocytosis; neuron cell-cell adhesion.
UAAAUAAACGAGAGCAGAGGAGUUUGCCCGUGAUGGUUUACGUCCACGGGGAAUCCUACGAAUGGAAUGGCGGAAACCCUUACGACGGAUCCGUCCUGGCAGCGGUUGGCCAAAUAAUAGUCGUCACGGUUAAUUUCAGACUGGGGAUAUUAGGUUUCUUAAAUACGAACGAAAGCCCGUACCAGCGAGCGAUAACAAACUACGGUCUCAUGGACCAGAUAGCAGCGUUACACUGGUUAAAGGAAAACAUAGCAGAGUUCGGCGGCGAUCCGGACAAUGUCACUAUAUUUGGCCACGGGACCGGAGCUGCUUGCAUCAACUUCCUCAUGACGUCGAAGGCCGUGCCGAAAACUCCGAAACUCUUCCACCGAGCGAUCCUAAUGAGUGGCUCGUCCCUGGCACCUUGGGCCCUUGUCAACGACCCAAUGAAAUACACGCGCCAGAUCGCCCAGGCUCUCAACUGCUCUCACACCCCUCUGGGGGACGAACUCAAGACGUGUCUCAGGGGAAAGAAUCUGCACCACAUCAUGCAAGCUCAAGUGGAGGUGCCUGAAUACUACUACGCGUUCGGACCGACUGUGGACGGGGUCGUCAUCGACACGGACUACGACACCGACCGCCAGUCGUACAUCGGACGACUCGCGAGUUACGACCUCAUCUUCGGAGUGACCCCCUUCGACGCCUUCUUCUCCUUGAACGACGAAGACGUUAAGUUCGGACUCGAGAAGAACAAGAGGGAUCAGAUCCUGAGAACCUUCAUAAGAAAUACGUACAACUACCACCUGAUGGAGAUCAUGAUGACUGUGAUCAACGAGUACACGGACUGGGAGCGCCCCGUCAGACACCCCAUCAGUACGAGAGACGAGACACUGGCCCUCCUGUCGGAUGCCCUUUACGCUGCCCCUGUUUUGAACACGGGCAACCUGCACGCUCUGGCCUCGCCCAACACCUUCCUGUACGUCUUCGACCAUCACACCAAAAAUGGGGACUAUCAGAACCGAGUUGGAUGCGUCCACGGAGAGGAGCUGCCGUACAUUUGGGGAGCCCCCUUAGUAACACACCUGGGUCACUUUCCCAACAACUUCACACAGGCUGAGGUCAAGCUCUCGGAGGCCAUGCUCAGAUAUUGGACGAACUUUGCAAGAGCUGGAAAUCCCAACGACCCGGCGGUGAUUUCGCCAGAUGGCCGGGUUCCUGAGAAGAACCGCGUUCAGACGCAGGAAUGGCCCCCUUACGACGGAAUGCACCGAAGGUAUCUGGAUAUAGACGUCAAGCGACGCGUCAAGAACCACUACAGAUCACACCAGUUGAGCUUUUGGCUUGAGCUCGUACCCCAGCUCCACAGGGCAGGAAAGGAUGCCCCACCGGACCACCAUCGUUUGUCCAACCAUAAUGACUGGGAUUCCUACAGGGGAUACGUUCGGUCCGAACCUGUAACAAGAGUUAUACUUCCUCCCGAAACCACGACCGAAGCCACGACAACUCAUCAGUACAAUGUGUCGGCAGUCUUGCAAUCAACACCAGCAAGUGCUGAUGGCAGCAACGGCACCGGGCCAAGACAGCACGCCUCCCUCAGCGAUGGAUUUGCAGCCUAUUCGACGGCUCUCUCAGUCACUAUUGCCAUUGGAUGUUCUCUCCUUAUCCUGAAUGUCUUGAUCUUUGCUGGUGUUUAUUACCAGAGAGAUAAAUCUCGCAUGGAAGCCAAAAAGGUGGCUGAGAACGGAGGCCUCUUGGCACCUGCGCAUAGCAUUAGUGGCGAUGUCCACACCCCAUCCACCCCAAGUCUUUCUGUGAAAGCUGAGGUAGCUGCCCGUAUGGGGUCGGCGGGAAUGAAAGCUCCGCCACCCACACCAAUGAGUCAGGCAACACACCUGCCUCCUCCUGAAUUUGCCGACUGCCCCACUCAAAUCCCUCACUAUGGCACUGCCCAUGGCGUGUCUCAUCUGCACACUCUUCCUCGUGGAGGACUGAGCAAGGCCGUACAUUGCGAGAUGCAGAAGGAGUGUCAUGAAGGAGGAAGUCUUACUCUUUCCGUGCCAAGAGCACCUCCUCCUCCACGGAUACCAAGCCAAGGUUCAGAGUCUCAGCCAUUACUUAAGCAGACGUCCUUCACCCUCUCCUCUCCCCAUACCUCUACCUCCUCCAAGAGCCCAACCAAGGACCCUAGUAUGGGGGAACUGCGAGUAUAGCGACCCUAAAAUCAUAUCUAGAAUAGCUUUUCUCCCGGUCUACCCUCCGUACCCUAUGGCACUCCUGUUCCUUUGUCAGAAAGCUAUUUUAGAGAGUUGCACAACCUUAGAUUUCUUUAGCAUUCAACUUCCAAAAACCAAAAUUCUGGCAAAUUACAACUACAGGUUGUGGACAUGAAAAGACAUAACGGAUACUGGGAUUACUAACAUAAGUGAUACCAUCGUGUAAAAGUAGACUCAAUCCGGGCACCACCCAAAAGAUAAAAGGUCAGUCAAAUAUGUAUAUGUGGGUGACCUAUGGCCUCUGAUGCCCUAGACUCUCUUCUUGCAGUCGAUGCUUCUCUUGAACAUCAUAAAAGCGACUGCAGUCUUUGAGUGUCCACAGCUUUAAUGCGAAUUAUUUUUAAAUGAAUAAAUCCCCACGAUGCUUCGGCUCCUUCUGUGAUGGUGUCACUGGAGACAAUACAUUAGUCGUUUUAGGCUCAUACUUUCCACCCUCAGUGCAUUGUGGUACUACUUAAUGCUCAAGAUGUAUAAUAAAAGACUAUAAAAAUGGGACUACUUCAAGUAGUCUUGUUGAAGGCCUAAGAAAGAUGCUUUUCUUAUUGACUCUUACAACAAACUUUAAUAUCAAAGCUUCGUGGUGAUUUUUUUCCUAACCUGACAAUCCUCAUCCCAGAGAAGGUUUCUUCGGACGAGAGGAAGCGAUUCCUUUUUGGUGGAAAAAACAUGUAAACAGAAACAACAGAAGCUUUCCAGUGUGUGAGGUCUGGGUUCCAGACUGGUAGAUAGGAAGAUAUGUAUUUAUUUUUUACAAGUGUAUUUUACAAUCGGAUUCACUCGUAUGUCAGUGAAACAUCUGACAGAAAAUGGACAUUUGAGUGGAUCGACCCCUAAACAAAAUCCAAGAAUCCAGGAGACUGUAGGGAAACCCUGGCAGAUUUGUAAAGUGAUAUAUUUGAAUAAGUCUUAAGUUACAUGAAGUGUUUCAGUGGUACUGUAUUCUACAGUUCUGUGAGAGAGGACCCACUUGGGGAACUAUAGAUGUCCAAAGGAUCUAUAGAUGUUUAUAAAGACUUUUUAGCUGUGCAGGUCAGUCCUAAUCCUAAUUAUAUUAUCGAGGAAGAAUGAGAGAAAAUGUGCUUUUUAGGUAUUUCAAAAUAUUUAUAUUGUUACUUACGUUGAAAGUAUGUAUGAAGUAGAGUAUAUGUCAGACGGGCGAGAAUCUUUGUAUAUAAAGUAUGCAAAGCACUGAUUUGAGCUUCUGUGUAGAUUCUGCGGCCGUUGUGGAAGCUGAGAUCAUUUUUACUUGUCUCAUGAUUAUUGUACAAUAGAUUCAUACUGGUUCAUAACAGACAUUCAUUACUUUUUGCUUUCGCUUUUGUACCCAUAUACCUUCACUCCAUUUUCUCCUUUCAUUGGUGCCAAUCAAAAGCUUCUUUCAUUAUAAUUGUUCAAUGUACGGUCACUUCAUACUAAUGGGUUUUUUUUGCAUUAAGGACAGGAAACAGAAACGUAACAGGAUUGAUUAAUCACUCAAUGACAUGAUGGCAAUCACGAGGAAGGUGACACUACACAGUAUGUUUGUACCUGGAAGAUAUGACAUAAGUAAUCAUCAGGUCUUACUUAGGUUAAUGUUUCCAAUUCAAUUGAUUUUUUUCUAUUCUGUUCAGGUUUUCUCUUUUUGAACUUCUGGUGGCUUUUAACUAACCAAACUCUGGAAAAUUUGAAGCAAUGAGAGCAGCAAAGAUGGAGUUUAUCUCUGAAAUUAGGAAAUACUGUUUUUUUUUAGUUUUGAUGUAAAGUUCACAUUGAAAUAUUUCUUCCAGAACUGAAUUAUGCUUGUUUAGUUAAGUAUUUGAAAUACCUCAUUCAUUUAUUCAUUUUUAGUGGAAUUACAAGGUUUGUUAGAACCAAAAAUCUGAAUAUCUGUUACACAUUGGAUGUCACGAGAUAGGUUUCAAUAUUCUUUAGUUAAUUUUAUUCAUGAAACCUACUCUUUAUACUCAACUAUUAGUCAUUUUUCUUAAAUGAAAAUUUUAGUAAUUGUUCCUUAUAUGGUAUAGUUUAUUGUUUGAGACUUUCAUUGCUUGCUGUUUUCAAAAAUGGUUUCAUAUCUUAGGGAGGCAGGAAGUUAGGUAUAAGCUUCAGUCACUUUCCUCUUCCUAUGGUAAGACUCAUAAGAUGGAUUUGCAAAAUGUUUUAUUUAUAUAUUUUCUUUAAACGUCUUUUAAGUAAACACGUAACUGAAUGGGACAGGUAAUAAUAUAGUAUAUCUCAUGUCCGUUGCAUUAGGGAGGUUUAUUUUGACCGUUGUAUUCCGAACGUUGUCAGUUACAGUAUUUCAUGAAGAGUAAGUCUGAGCUGGAAAUAUAUAAAAAAAAAAGUUUUGCGAAAUUGAAAUAUAAAAUAAUAAAUGAAAAUAUUUUUCUCUCCGUAUUUCUUGAAUUUGAUUCAAAAGCGAAGUCACUGCGUCUAUGACCACUUUUAUUUUAUAGACUAGAUACAUCUGAAAAAAGUAUUUGAAAAAAAUGCUUUUUAAAUGGUACUGGAUAAGUCAUAUUUUUAUCUGACUGAAUAUAAAGUAAUCAUUCAGACAUGAUUUCAUUAUUUCCACAUUAUAAACAUUGGUAAAAUCUCAUUUUUUUAUAUGCACGUAUUAUAUUUUCACAACAUUAGACUAUGUCUCAAAAUUGGAUUUCAUGAAAAAAAGAACACGGGAACAUUGCCAUGUUCAUAUUUUAGCUGCUGAGUUGUAGUUAAAUAUCUUGUGCAAAAAAAACUUCCAAACACCUUCUCGCCUUAGGAUGGGACUCUCCAGAAGGUGUCAGCCUAGACUUUCAGUACUCUCUCUCUCUCUCUCUCUCUCUCUCUCUCUCUCUCUCUCUCUCUCUCUCUCUCUCUCUCUCUCUGUACACAC